Amaranthus tricolor (Joseph's coat) is the source of this 1033-nucleotide messenger RNA. Its product is annotated as ribulose bisphosphate carboxylase large chain-like. The record is from RefSeq and is a predicted model, not a curated record. Lineage: Eukaryota; Viridiplantae; Streptophyta; Magnoliopsida; Caryophyllales; Amaranthaceae. The transcript has a single exon. Bases 126 to 1016 code for a protein of 296 amino acids. Gene Ontology annotation, molecular function: magnesium ion binding; ribulose-bisphosphate carboxylase activity. Gene Ontology annotation, biological process: carbon fixation.
UUUGACAUUUCUUAUUCUUUUAUGAAAGAUUCUUGUAAAAGGUUUUCUUAAGGCCGAAUUUAUGUCGAGUAGACCUUGUUGCUUUGUUGUAAAAAAUUUAAAAUUGAAUUUGUAGGGAGGGACUUAUGUCACCACAAACAGAGACUAAAGCAAGUGUUGGAUUUAAAGCUGGUGUUAAAUAUUGCCGAUUGACUUAUUAUACUCCUGAGUAUGAAACCCUAGAUACUGAUAUCUUGGCAGCAUUCCGAGUAACUCCUCAACCUGGAGUUCCACCUGAAGAAGCGGGGGCUGCAGUAGCUGCCGAAUCUUCUACUGGUACAUGGACAAGUGUAUGGACCGACGGACUUACCAGUCUUGAUCGUUACAAAGGACGAUGCUACAACAUCGAGCCCAUUGCUGGAGAAGAAAAUCAAUAUAUUUGUUAUGUAGCGUAUCCUUUAGACCUUUUUGAAGAAGGUUCUGUUACUAACAUGUUUACUUCCAUUGUGGGUAACGUAUUUGGGUUCAAAGCUUUGCGUGCUCUACGUUUGGAAGAUUUGCGAAUCCCUGUUGCUUAUGUCAAAACUUUCCAAGGCCCGCCUCACAGUAUCCAGGUUGAAAGAGAUAAAUUGAACAAGUAUGGUCGUCCCCUAUUGGGAUGCACUAUUAAACCCAAAUUGGGGUUAUCCGCUAAAAACUAUGGUCGAGCAUGUUAUGAAUGUCUUCGUGGUGGACUUGAUUUUACCAAAGAUGAUGAAAACGUGAAUUCCCAGCCGUUCAUGCGUUGGAGAGACCGUUUCCUAUUAUGUGCCGAAGCUGUUUAUAAAUCACAAGCCGAAACAGGUGAAAUCAAAGGGCAUUAUUUGAAUGCUACCGCAGGUACUUGCGAAGAAAUGAUAAAAAGAGCUGUAUUUGCUAGAGAGUUGGGAGUUCCAAUCGUAAUGCAUGACUACUUAACAGGUGGAUUCACUGCAAAUACUAGCUUGUCUCAGUAUUGCCGAGACAAUGGUCUACUUCUUCACAUCCACCCGACGUAGCAAAUCCUUGAGUCAAA